CCUACGUCAAUUGUCUUUGGUCAGUCGAGCAUUAUAGUCGGGCGUAACUGGAGCUUAGGUCUGUGUGGAAGCAGCGCAACGCUUGACUGCAAUUUGCAUAACAAAAAUUCAAAAUAAUCUCACAAAUCUCGCUCAACUUUAACCCGCUUUUGUUGAUUUGUUCGUUCUUCAUCUCCGCUGAGCGUAAGAUGAGCCGCAGCUCGGUAAGUAGUUAAGAUGCUGCGUCGCCUGUGUCGAGUCGCCGCGACGUCUUGGCGCUCAGCUCAAUCGAACUGCCACAGCCCCAAGAUCUUGAAGCAGCUCAGCGCAGCGGAACGGGAAAAGUUUCUCAAUUCCUUCGAUGUCGUGUUCUGCGAUUGCGACGGUGUCGUCUGGUAUACGCUGCGCGACUUUAUACCCGGCUCGGCGCAGGCCCUGGCGGAGCUGCAGCGUCGCGGCAAGCGGCUCACCUUCGUGACCAACAACAGCAUCAGCUCCGUGGCGGAGCACUUGCACAAGUUCGCCCAGCAGGCGCAGCUGCAUGUGCUGAAGGUAGGUCGUCCACUGAUGUGUGUUAGCUGGUUUGUCAGCCAUUAUUGUUGGCCAGCAGGAACAGAUUGUGCAUCCGGCGCAGGCCAUUUGCGAUCACCUGCAGGCGAUUGGCUUUGCUGGGCUGAUCUACUGCCUGGCGACGCCGUCGUUCAAGCAGCUGCUGCGCGAUGCUGGCUUCCGGCUAACGCAGGAGGUGAGUUGGUGGGCUCGGGGCUCUUGACAGCGAUUCAACCGGUUUCAUUUGGACAGCCCGAGGGCGUCAUCAUACGAAGCCUGGCCGAGCUGCGUGAGGCCAUCUUUGGCGGCGAGCCCGUGGCAGCGGUCAUCAUCGAUGUGGACUUCAAUCUGACGGCGACCAAGCUGAUGCGCGCUCACAUACAGCUGCAGAAUCCCAACUGCUUGUUCCUGGCCGGCGCCGCCGAUGCGCUGAUACCUUUCGGCGAUCGCGACAUCAUUGGACCCGGGCCAUUCAUCGACGUUGUCGCCCAGUCCACUGGCCGCCAGCCGACGGUGCUGGGCAAACCGGGCGAGGCACUGCGUCAGCUGCUGCGCCAGCAUCACGCCCACAUACCGGCCAAUCGAGUGCUCUUCAUCGGCGACAGCCUGGCCAGCGACAUUGGCUUUGCGCGCGCCAGCGGCUAUCAGACGCUGCUGGUGCUCACCGGCGGCAGCAGCGAAGCGGAUCUGGCCAAGCUGCCCGCGGGCCAUGCCCAGAUGCCCGACUAUGUGGCCGACUGCCUGGGCGAUCUGUGCGCCAAGCCCCACUAAAGGCAAACACUUUUCCAU
Messenger RNA from Drosophila hydei, 1317 nucleotides. RefSeq names its product phosphoglycolate phosphatase 2. Gene Ontology annotation, cellular component: cytoplasm. Gene Ontology annotation, molecular function: phosphatase activity. The transcript is spliced from 4 exons. The record is from RefSeq and is a predicted model, not a curated record. The coding region runs from base 217 to 1299 and encodes 360 amino acids. NCBI's taxonomy places the organism in Eukaryota, Metazoa, Arthropoda, Insecta, Diptera, Drosophilidae.